Fomitiporia mediterranea MF3/22 is the source of this 1098-nucleotide messenger RNA. RefSeq lists its product as uncharacterized. The transcript is spliced from 8 exons. Bases 115 to 1011 code for a protein of 298 amino acids. The record is from RefSeq and is a predicted model, not a curated record. NCBI's taxonomy places the organism in Eukaryota, Fungi, Basidiomycota, Agaricomycetes, Hymenochaetales, Hymenochaetaceae.
AGACAAACUUCUUCACUGAAAUAAGUACCGUGCCCGCGUCACCCCGCUAUCACUUAAGCCAUCAGCGCGAGUCUUCGUCUUCCUUUCCAUCUCUCGACGAGGCGGAGACCAACCAUGGCAUUCUCUGCGGGCGAGUCUAAACUUGUAUCAAUCUUCGUCCAAUCGCUGCUCUAUGGCGCCUAUGCAGUACUCUUCUUUGUUACGACGUACAUGCUUGUUUCGAAGCGUUCGUCUGGACGUCCGAUACGUAGGGGAAUGCUAUUUAUUAAUUUGUUGAUGUUCGUUGUCGCGACAAUGCAUGUAGCGGUCAACUUUACUCGGAUAAUCAAAGCUUUCAUCAUAUUCGCAAACGCACCGGGAGGACCCGCGGCGUUCUUCAAUCGGUUAUCGGAGUUCACCCAGAUGUUCGGGAGCACACUGUAUGUUCUUCAGACGCUGAUCGGAGAUGCCAUGGUGCUCUAUCGUUGCUACCUUGUUUGGGAGAGAAAGUUUUGGAUAAUCGCAUUCCCUUGUUUACUUUUGCUAGGCAGUACUGUUACGGGAAUCGGUAUUCUCUACUCGUUCGAUCGUGUAAAUCCACAAGCCAACAUAUUCGUCGUCCAACUCUCGCGCUGGAUCACAGCCUACUUCUCCAUGACUUUCGCUACGAACAUCAUCUGCACAGCUCUUGUUGCAUACCGCGUAUGGUCCAUCAAUCGGAAAUAUAUGUCAUUUCGCAUGCGGAAGCUCCGGCCCAUCAUGCUUCUCGUUGUGGAGUCGGGAGCGUUCUACUCCGCUACGCUUCUUGCGUUACUUAUCCUCUAUAACGUUGACUCGUGGUUCCAAUACGUUGUUUUGGAUGCCGUUUCGCCUACUGUCGGAAUUGUGUUCACGGUAAUUAUGCUACGCAUUAUCAUGGGAGUUUCAACCGAGGAAGGCGAAACUGCUCUUAUGGAGUCGAGUGGAAUUAGGAUGGAGCGAAUGAGGACUGAUAGCGAUCGGAAAGUCAACACAAUCGACGAAACUGUCUAAUAAAUGUCCGAAAUGGGGUGCUUCACUUCACAUUGCUCUGCAUAUAUAUGCUGUAUGGUUUCGACGAACCACGAUGAUAUUCGUUUC